AUGUCUCUCUUCUUAACAAUUCUCUAUGUUUCACUCUGUAACUCAAUUUCUCUCACAUACUCUCUAUCUCUCCAUUUUCCUCUCACAUCUCUCCGUCUCACUCCAACCACUAACUCAUCUUCUUCCUUCCUCCAAACGACCCUCGUCUCUCGCCGGAAUCAAUCUCCGCCGUCGUCUCAUCCGUACAAUUUUCGAUCAAAUUUCAAAUACUCAAUGGCUCUGACUCUUUCUCUUCCGAUCGGAACACCGAUUCAGACUCAAGAGCUUGUUCUCGACACUGGAAGUCAACUCUCAUGGAUCCAGUGCCAUCGCAAGAAGAAGAAACCUCCUCCUCCUACGGCGUCAUUUGAUCCGUCGUUGUCUUCAUCGUUCUCGGAUUUGCCUUGCUCUCAUCCUCUCUGCAAACCACGAAUUCCCGAUUUUACCCUCCCCACGACUUGCGACGCGAACCGUCUCUGUCACUACUCUUACUUCUACGCAGACGGGACUUAUGCUGAGGGCAAUCUCGUCAAAGAAAAAUUCACCUUGUCAAAUACUCAAAUUACCCCUCCUUUGAUUCUAGGUUGCGCUGCUGAGUCUACUGACGACAAGGGUAUUCUGGGAAUGAAUCUUGGUCGUCUUUCUUUCGUCUCGCAAGCUAAAAUAUCCAAAUUCUCUUACUGUAUCCCGAACCGAUCCAACCGGCCCGGUUUUAUACCUACUGGGUCUUUUUACCUCGGGGAAAACCCGAGUUCUCGCGGAUUCAAAUACGUUCCUCUUUUGACUGUUCCUCAGAGUCAACGCAUGCCGAAUCUAGACCCUCUGGCUUACACAGUACCUUUGCAAGGGAUACGAAUCGGACCAACAAGAUUAAACAUCCCAGCCUCUGUUUUUAGACCCGACGCAGGCGGGUCAGGUCAGACCAUGGUAGAUUCGGGUUCUGAAUUUACUCACUUGGUCGACGUGGCCUAUAAUAAAGUGAGGGAAGAAAUAGUGAAGCUUGUGGGGCCUAGAUUGAAGAAGGGUUACGUGUACGGCGCAACAGCUGACAUGUGUUUCGAUGGGAACAAUCCUGUGGACAUCGGACGGUUGAUAGGCGACCUCGUGUUUGAAUUCGGGAGAGGUGUUGAGAUUCUCGUUGAAAAACAAAGGAUUCUUGUUAACGUAGGAGGUGGGAUCCACUGUGUUGGGGUCGGACGGUCGAGCAUGCUUGGUGCAGCAAGUAACAUAAUCGGGAACGUUCAUCAGCAGAAUCUAUGGGUUGAGUUUGAUGUGACCAACAGGAGAGUGGGUUUUAGUAAAGCCGACUGCAGCAGAUUAUCACUGUGA
This is a messenger RNA of Thlaspi arvense, 1308 nucleotides long. Lineage: Eukaryota; Viridiplantae; Streptophyta; Magnoliopsida; Brassicales; Brassicaceae. The record is from the annotation of a GenBank genome assembly.